AUGGCCGACCGGGCCGAGGGGGAGGAGGAUGAGAAGCCGGUGAGGGAAGAUGACAAGGAGGGGGUGCCGGCCAGGUUCCGUAACCGUGAUCCGUUGCCUCGUAUUCUGUUGGGUCCGGCGUGUAGUGAGUUGGGUUACGUGAAUGUGUUGUUUAGAACGACGAGUCGCGAGGAGCGGGAUACGUUACGAGAGUUAGUGCGAGCGUUUGCGGCGGAAUUACGUUUGUCUCACGACGCGGAUGCGCUGGACGACGUGUAUGGGUGGUUGCAGGAUCAUUACGGUGAUGGUUCGAAGGAUGGGUUGGAGCGCACGCGUGUGCUUCGAGCUUUCUUCCCCGUUGGGAAUUCGCGCGAGGUGGCUGCGGAGUUCCGCGCGCACAGCGAUUUGAUUGCGGGUGACUACGAAGACGACCCGCUGAUGCAGGCUGUGAAGGCGGGCACCGUAUUGCGUUACUUUGCUGAUUGCGCCCGCAACCGAGAAGGUAACGGCCACAACCGAGAAGGUAGCGGCCACAACCGAGAAGGUAGCGGCGACAAGAGAGGUGACCGAGGUGGUGAGCAGAUGGAUAGAGUUCCGCAAUGGCAGUGGGUUGUGCGUGUAGAUACAAGUGUUGUGGUGAAUUUUGCAAACUUGGUGUACUACCUGCGGAGUUUGGAUAGCAAGCAGAUCGAGUUGGCGGCAGAGAACCCGUUUACGAUGCCGUUACCAGCGAAGCCGAAGUUGGAAGACUUUGCUCACCGUUCUUUCCAAUGGCUGGGGCAUGCGAUGACAGGUAUGACGGCGGUGGAAUCACAAACGCACUUCAAUUACGAGCCCUUUUAUAGGGGUGCAAGCAGUGUGUUCCCAGACUACAAUAGCGCGAAGCUAUAUAUGUUGAAUAAAGAUACCGUCACUGUACUGGCAGAUGAAUAUGUGCAUAACAACACCUACUGGAACAAUGAAGACGUCAUGGUUGGUCUUAUGGCAGAUAAUUUUAACCAUCGACUCGCCUCUCUUACCCGCGGCGGUGAUACUGACGGAGACGAUGAUGUACCCGCUGUACUCGCACCCACCGAUGUCUACGGAUUGGAAACCAGCUACUCCAGCGCCGCAGCCGUAAAACUAUGCGGACCUAAAUUCUUUGUACCUCUACGACCUGAAGAUGGCUACUCACCAGAUGCUAUUGAGGAACAUGCCAACAUAUACAAGAAAGAAGAACAUCAAAACAUCGUUUCUGACAUCACAGGAUGUGAUUGCACUAAUUGGAUCGCAUACCCACCAGCCAAAACACAAGAUACAAAAGCUCUCUACAAAUACCUACUAAACAAAUGCCCCUUCAAGGACCUCUAUUGGGACGGUGAACUCGAAUGGCUCUAA
This is a messenger RNA of Gregarina niphandrodes, 1356 nucleotides long. RefSeq names its product galactosyltransferase. Bases 1 to 1356 code for a protein of 451 amino acids. Gene Ontology annotation, molecular function: hexosyltransferase activity. NCBI's taxonomy places the organism in Eukaryota, Apicomplexa, Conoidasida, Eugregarinorida, Gregarinidae. Gene Ontology annotation, cellular component: membrane. The record is from RefSeq and is a predicted model, not a curated record. The transcript has a single exon.